AUGUCAAACAAUGAUCUGGAAAAACAAAUUCAAGAAUUAAAUACUAAAAUUGCUGAAUUGGCCCUUAUUGUUUCUUUGAAAACAAAGGAAAUGGAUACUAUAGAGCAACGAUACACGGAUCGCAUACGUAUACUAAAUGAAUACCUAGCCACAGUGCGAGCCGGACUUAAUAUUGAGAGUCAAGAAGGGCACAUCGAUGAUACAACUUUCAUAGAUAAGCUACGAUCGAUGAGCCACAACGAUGAUAUUAAGGAUUAUGUGCUGGUACCGACGAAACCUUUGCAAAUGAACUCUAUGAAGAAUCCAAAAAAUGAGACGAAAACAAAGACUGAAUCAGAGGUGGCUCAGAACACUCAACAUAAAAAGGCCUACAAUAUUGCAGUCAACGAACCUACCUACAACCGAAAAAAGAAAAUAUCAUGUUCUUACUGCAAUGAAAAAGGCCAUAAGCGUUCCCAAUGUCCUAAAAUCCUCUACCAUGAGGCUUAA
Pichia membranifaciens NRRL Y-2026 is the source of this 489-nucleotide messenger RNA. RefSeq lists its product as hypothetical. The coding region runs from base 1 to 489 and encodes 162 amino acids. Gene Ontology annotation, molecular function: zinc ion binding; nucleic acid binding. The record is from RefSeq and is a predicted model, not a curated record. Lineage: Eukaryota; Fungi; Ascomycota; Pichiomycetes; Pichiales; Pichiaceae. The transcript has a single exon.